AUGAUAAGGAUAGUCCACAGAAUACCAACCGCCAUAGAAAGCAAGAUCCCCGGAAGGAGGAAGGAACUUAGGCACCAAGGCGUGGAUAAUGUUAACACAGAAUCCAUUGAACGCCAUCCCAAGAUUGAACCACAUACCGUUACCAGCACUAAGUGUACGCACCGGCGAGUCGAGGGCUCCGAACAAAUAUCCCGUAAACGCAAGAGUCCAGUAGUACGCCGUCAGAUUGGAGUCACCAAUGCUAGUGGCACACAGCAGCAAAAGCCUCGUGUUAAGCAUGGUGAUGAAGGUGCACAGAACCAUAGAGUACGUCCCAUUAAUGUAAACCCAAUAUUGGGCGUAGUUCUUUUCACAAGUUUGACUCAGGACGGUUGA
Babesia ovata is the source of this 375-nucleotide messenger RNA. RefSeq lists its product with no specific name. Lineage: Eukaryota; Apicomplexa; Aconoidasida; Piroplasmida; Babesiidae. The coding region runs from base 1 to 375 and encodes 124 amino acids. The transcript has 2 exons. The record is from RefSeq and is a predicted model, not a curated record.